AUGCCUCGUCCAUGCAGCUCCCCCACAAACCAGUGCGCCCAAUGCACCGAGAUCUACCAACAAAUGCUAUAUCUCCGGAAAGUCCUCGGCGAAGCCUUCCCCGAGGAACAACACGACGAGGCCGUGCUCUUCCCCCGGCUGGAAGUCUACCCCUUCGUUCUAACGCACGUCUUCCCCCUCGAAGUCGUCGAGGUGACAGACCGCUUCAUGCAAAAGAUCUCAGUUAGCAUCCGCGCCUGGUUCAAAGAGAACUACGGCACCGACAAGAUCAACAUCUUCUUCCUUGACACUGAGAUCGAGAACAAGUACCACGAGCCCGGGACGCAUAUCUCGGUUCUGGUGGAUGCGCCGGAGUCCAUGGUUGCGACGCAGCGGGAUGUGGAGCGCAUGCUGGAGCUCAAGCUCGGCCGGUUCCGGUAUGGGUGGACGUAUCGCUCGUUUGAGGAUAUGGAGGGGUGCACGGCGGCUUUGAGGCUGGAGUUUUUGAUGAAGAUGCUUCCUGAUCCGGAGGAGGAGGAGGAGGAGGAGGAGGAGGAGGAGCAGCGGAUGCCUGCUCGUAGGUGA
Aspergillus mulundensis is the source of this 564-nucleotide messenger RNA. RefSeq lists its product as uncharacterized. The transcript has a single exon. The record is from RefSeq and is a predicted model, not a curated record. Lineage: Eukaryota; Fungi; Ascomycota; Eurotiomycetes; Eurotiales; Aspergillaceae. Bases 1 to 564 code for a protein of 187 amino acids.